CGCUGCGGACGAUACUCGCACACUCAAUUAGACGUUGAACUGUACUCUUUUAAAUGAUUUUGACUAAAAAUUUAUAAGUGCAACUAAUGAACGGCGCAAAUAAUUCAAAUAUUUGAUUUUUUCGUUUCUCUUUUUCAGGAACGUGCCUCGAGAACGUGUUGUUUUUCUACUAUUGAGCAUGCGCACAUCGGACUGAUGACGUAUAUCACAUGUUGAUGCAUCUUUGGAACUCUCGCGUGUAAAAAGUUCUUGGCUGGUCGAUCCCUCGCCACUACCGGAGUAUUUAUCGACAAGCGAGUGGAAAGAAGAAGAAAAGGAGAGAAAAAAAAAAGCGCAUUGCACGAUGUUAUGAAAGCGAAAGAUAAAGAACAAGUCCUUUGAAGCAAUUAUUUUUGUAUGACUAAAAGGGCAGUAUUUCAAACUGAGUAUGGCAAUGCCAGUGUUGGUAAAUUUAAAUUGCCGACUUCUCGGAAGAUAUCAACGCAAUGUUGGCUUUUUUGGGCGUUUUUUUAGAUGUGAGACAUUAACAUGGGGAGUGAAACAAUACAGAAAUAUACGUUGUUGCUUAUCCCAAAAUGCAAACAUGUCCUCUUUGCUUAAACGAAUGAAUCAUACUAAAAGACACGCGCUAUCUACCAGAUCAAGAGCAGAUUUUUCGUCACAAAUUUCGGGGACUGCCGCAGAAAAGUUAUCUUCAGAAUCUCUUAUAGAAGCCUGGUUUAGUGAGGUGAGCCCGUAUGGAACACUAACUGUGCAAAAUUUUCCUUUCAAAGUGCACAUUCACCCCUUAAAUCUCACAGAUUAUCCGGACAUGAACAAGAGUAUUGUAAAGAUGUAUUACGAUUCUGAAUGUGACAGUGGCAAUCGAGAGAAUAUCUCGGGAAGAAAACUAAGCGAAAUUGGGAAAGUGUAUGAAAUGAACGUUUCAGUCUCUGAGGAUGGAGAAAAGAUGCAUAUCACCUGCAAGCAACCGCCUGGUGUCACGUUGCCAGUAGUGUGUGAAAUGUUCUUACCCAUGAGAUUUGGAAUCACCAUGGUGAGUGACCAUGAUAUAAGCAUCAGUGAUAUGGAAAGUGACAAUAUCACUAUUCAUCUUCUAAAUGGUGACUGCCAUCUGAAACAUAUAAAGAGUGGAGCAGUGUCUGUGAGUUGUGAUAAAGGCAACAUAACCACUGAAGGUCAUUUGUUGGGCAACAUUUGGUUGCACUGUGGAAGACAAGGAAAAAUCGUAGGUGAAAGAUUUCAAGGGACAACUGUUCUGUGUAAAACUGAGGAUGGAGAUGUUAACAUCAAGAUGCUUUACACUGAAAAAAGUGAUUUCUCUUCAGGAUCAGGUGACAUAAUUCUUGGUGGCAGUCAUGGUAACAUUUCAGCUGAAUCAAAAAGAGGGAACUUGACAGUAGGUUCUCUUGACGGCAGUCUGCAUGUUAAUCUAGAAAAUGGAUCAGCCGAUGUAUUUGUAGCUAAGUCAGAAAACGUCUUCAUUGAUACAAAGCAGGGUGAUGUAACUCUCAGAUUGCCAGAAAGAGCUAGCUACAGCCUUGACCUUAAUGCACUACAAGUUGAGAAAGAUGACAUCUUCAGCAGAGAUACAGACCAACAAGGAAAUGAGUUCCUGAGCCCGGUCUCAAGUCACAAAAUUACGGCAACAGCAUUGAAAGGGAAAAUAUCUCUAAAAACACAAGACUGGUUGUCUUCACUGAAGCUGAACUUUGUUUCAGAUCCAUAAACUUUUAAAACUAGCGUCUUGUGUUAUCAUGUCUAUUAUGUUUAGGUCCAAAGAACGGUCUGUGGCGAACGGAAAAGUUAUACAUUUAAAGUGAUUGAAUGUGAAGAAUUAUUUUAAUGUAAAAAUUAAAAUUAAAAAAUAGUAUUGAAAAAUCGGUAAAUAUAGAUACCUAAACAGGAGGGGCGACUAUGGGUUUCGGUUUAAGGCUAACAUUAUUCUGAAGCUACCAAAGUCACUGUGCAUCCUCAUUGCGACUUGUAACUUCUAGGGCCAAUAAAUACUGCAUGUGAA
Messenger RNA from Pomacea canaliculata, 2020 nucleotides. Its product is annotated as protein FAM185A-like. NCBI's taxonomy places the organism in Eukaryota, Metazoa, Mollusca, Gastropoda, Architaenioglossa, Ampullariidae. The record is from RefSeq and is a predicted model, not a curated record. The transcript is spliced from 7 exons. Bases 428 to 1729 code for a protein of 433 amino acids.